GGAGCCUGACUGAGAAGGGCCUGGGCUGGAGGUCGCUGGGACUGGAGUCCUUAUGGCCCUCCCGCCGGAGACUCGCCCUCUGGAAGGCAGAUGGGACCCUUUUUUUCCUGUAAUACAGUGGAUACAGUUUGCCACGGCUACUCUCAGUGUUAUAGGUUCGAGUUCGCUUAUCACUUAUGCUGUGUUCCAGAACCCACAGACAUCUGCAGAGAUAAAACCACUCUUUUAUCUGAGCUUUUCUGACCUGCUCCUGGCAAUUUGCUGGCUCAUCAAAGCACUUCUCUAUGGAACUUCGGCAGCCCACAAGGACAGCAUCUGCUAUAACCUACAGACGGUCGGGGAGAUACUGUACCUUGCCUCACUCCUCCACACCAUCAGUUACACCUGGUAUCUGCACACAGAGCUGAGGAUGAAGCACAGCCAGAGUGGACAGGGCACAGCUGCACAGGUGAUAGAUCGUAGUCACCAAUGUGGUCACGUGGUGUUCAUUUUGUCAAGCCUGAUACCUCUGCUGUUGAUGACACCUGUAUUCUGUCUGGGCAAUGUCAAUGAAUGUUUCCACAACUUUAGCCAGAGCCACAGGUGCAUCCUAAUGUACUCACCGCCGCCAGCCACGAUUGAGCCCCUGCCUUCCACCAACACAUCCGUCUGCAGCACCCUCUAUUUUUAUGGUGUCACUGUUUUCCUGGCCAGCUUUUUCUUCAGCCUCCUCCUCAUCACGGUCCUACUCAUCCAUGCCCAGACAUUGUAUAAGAAGUUUGUGAAGUCGACAGGCAUUCUGGAGAGUGAUCAGUGGGCAGUGAUUUACACUGUGGGUCAACGAGUACGCUUCUUCCCAGUGGCCUUUGUGUGCUGCUGGGGCCCAGCUGUCACACUGCUGAUCAUAAAGCUGACCAAGCCACAGGACACCUCCCUGCACAUGGCCCUCUCUGUGCUCCAGGCUCUCACGGCAGCAUCCCAGGGGCUGCUCAACUGUGGCAUAUAUGGCUGGACACAGUGCAAAUUCCAGCAGCUGAAGCGUCAGCCUCGCCGUGACGCCGAUACUCAGACGCCGCUGCUGUGCUCACAGAAGAGAAUCUACAGCAGGAGCCUGGACCCACUUGCUUUUGCUUCCAGCUCUUCCACCAUUCUUUGAAACUGUGGAAGUGGAACAUCCAGGAAGUGAAUGUUUCACGUGAGCGAACUCUGCAGGUCUGCAGGGAACACCCUCUGUCGCUUCUGGCCAUACCUUAGGCCGAAGAACUGAAAGGGAACGGAACGCCGUGGUCAGCAGCGAUUCUGGGUGACUUAGGAAGGAUCUCUCCAGGUGCUCGUUCAGGGAGAUAGAGCCGCUCUCUCUCUAAGAGAGUCAGCACUUUGACAAAUACUAGACGUAUUUACAUCUCUUCAAGAAAAAAUAAAUUUCAGGUUCAUGUGUA
Molecule: messenger RNA, 1418 nt
Organism: Peromyscus leucopus (white-footed mouse)
Lineage: Eukaryota; Metazoa; Chordata; Mammalia; Rodentia; Cricetidae
Gene: Tmem116
Product: transmembrane protein 116
Exons: 11
Coding region: 53-1135 (360 amino acids)
Biological process (GO): adenylate cyclase-activating G protein-coupled receptor signaling pathway
Cellular component (GO): plasma membrane
Molecular function (GO): G protein-coupled receptor activity
Source: RefSeq, a predicted model, not a curated record